Molecule: messenger RNA, 2470 nt
Organism: Monodelphis domestica (gray short-tailed opossum)
Lineage: Eukaryota; Metazoa; Chordata; Mammalia; Didelphimorphia; Didelphidae
Gene: DMAP1
Product: DNA methyltransferase 1 associated protein 1
Biological process (GO): DNA repair; chromatin remodeling; negative regulation of transcription by RNA polymerase II
Cellular component (GO): Swr1 complex; NuA4 histone acetyltransferase complex; nucleus
Molecular function (GO): transcription corepressor activity
Source: RefSeq, a predicted model, not a curated record
CUGCAGGGCCGGAAGUCGGAGCCUGCGGUGCCGGGAGGCGGCAGUGGCGGCGGCGGCGGCGGCGGGAGGAGGGAGGAGGAGGGGCCGGGGCCGAACUCGGGCCCGAGCUGUCCGCGGGCCGCCAUGGCGACAGGCGCCGACGUGCGCGACAUUCUGGAGUUGGGUGGGCCCGAGGGCGAUGCGCCGGGGCCCAUCAGCAAGAAGGACAUCAUCAACCCAGACAAGAAAAAGUCCAAGAAGUCAUCAGAGACGCUGACGUUCAAGAGGCCAGAGGGCAUGCACCGAGAGGUCUACGCUUUGCUCUACUCGGACAAAAAGGAUGCACCCCCUCUGCUGCCCAGCGAUACCACUCAAGGAUACCGCACGGUGAAGGCCAAGCUAGGAUCCAAGAAAGUUCGACCCUGGAAGUGGAUGCCUUUUACUAAUCCUGCCCGCAAAGAUGGGGCCAUGUUCUAUCACUGGCGGCGUGCAGCUGAGGAAGGCAAGGACUAUCCCUUUGCCAGGUUCAAUAAGGCUGUCCAGGUGCCUGUCUAUUCAGAGCAGGAGUACCAGCUCUACCUGCAUGAUGAUGCCUGGACCAAGGCAGAGACUGACCACCUCUUCGACCUGAGCCGUCGCUUUGACCUGCGCUUCGUGGUCAUCCAUGAUCGCUAUGACCACCAGCAGUUUAAGAAACGGUCAGUGGAGGACCUGAAGGAGCGUUACUACCACAUCUGUGCCAGGCUGGCCAAUGUCCGGGCUGUGCCAGGCACUGACCUCAAGGUGCCCGUCUUUGAUGCUGGGCACGAACGGCGGAGGAAGGAGCAGUUGGAGCGGCUCUACAACCGCACCCCCGAGCAGGUGGCAGAGGAGGAGUACCUGGUUCAGGAGCUACGCAAGAUUGAGGCGCGCAAGAAGGAACGGGAGAAGCGCAGCCAGGACCUGCAGAAGCUCAUCACAGCCGCCGAUACCACGGCGGAGCAGCGGCGCACUGAGCGCAAGGCUCCCAAGAAGAAGUUGCCACAGAAGAAGGAGACGGAGAAGCCGGCUGUCCCAGAGACAGCUGGCAUCAAGUUUCCGGACUUCAAGUCUGCUGGUGUCACCCUUCGUAGUCAGAGGAUGAAGCUUCCAAGCUCUGUGGGGCAGAAGAAGAUCAAGGCCUUGGAGCAGAUGCUUCUGGAGCUCGGAGUGGAGCUGAGCCCCACCCCCACGGAGGAGCUGGUCCAGAUGUUCAACGAGCUCCGCAGUGACCUGGUGCUGCUGUACGAGUUGAAGCAGGCCUGCGCCAACUGCGAGUACGAGCUGCAGAUGCUGCGACACCGCCACGAGGCCCUGGCCCGGGUGGGGCCCCUGGGGGCCGCACCCCCACCCCCUCCCAGCACCGAGCCGCCGCCCCUGCCCGGCGAGGGACCCGGCCCCGACCUGGCCAAGGACGCCAUUAUUGACGUCGUGGGGGCGCCCCUCACGCCCAACUCGAGGAAGCGGAGGGAAUCGGCCUCCAGUUCGUCCUCAGUGAAAAAGGCCAAGAAACCCUGAAGUGACGAGGUCUGAGCUGGGUGCGUGCUGUCUGGGCAGUGCCCGGGCGGGCAGACAUGGACUGCUGUUUGGGGGGGCUGGGCAAAUAGAGCAGCUGCUGGUGCUCUCUUCUGGGGGCUGGGUGGGCUUGCCCCCCCACCCCUCCCAGUGCUUGCCACCCCCCCACCCGGCCCCCCAGGGCUUCACAGGGCCUCCACAUAAUCCCCCAGACUUUUAUUCUCUGUGGCACAUUCACAGCGGGUGGGGUUGACAGACACAAUGAUGGGGAGGGGGGGAGGAGGGGGAGGGGCUACGGUCCUGGAGCCCAGGUGGGGACAACCACACGCCAUGCACUAUGGGGAGGGUGGGGCACUGGGCUCAGGCCCCACCCCUUCAACGGAGCGUCCUGUGCCAGAGGUCUGACCCCCCCAGGACCCCCAGGGGACGGCCUAAUACUGGGACUAGAGACACACCCACCCCGGGAAGGAGCCCAGGCUGCCCCUGGCCCCCGCCGGGGCUCAGGACCCCUCCCCUCCAGCUGUCCAGCCCCAGGGCCCCCCCACAAUGGAGGUGGGCAGGCGGGCAGGCCGGUGGGCAGGUAAUGAGACCAGACUAGGGGGGUGGGAAGGGAGUUCACUCUCCUCGCCUCCAGAUGCCCUGGGCAGGGGGCUGGGGACCGGGGACAGGCAGGGGGCUGGCUGGGGGGGUCUGUGGCGAGAGCCGACUCCCCCUCCGUUGGCCGAUCAAAAGGGCUUGGACGUUUGCUUGAAGAUGAAGCCUCGGUGUGCCAGCGUCUUCAUGAUGUUGGCGAUAUUCUUGCAGUCAUCUGUGGAGGAGGGGAGGGUGUCAGCGGCCGUCCAGUCCAGGGGCUCUGGCCACUCACUGGCCAGCGCCCCUGGGCGGUCGUUCCCCCUCAGCUGGGGGGGGUCUCUAGGUCCUGAGCUUCUGAUUGUCUCCAUUAAAUUGAGUCAGAACA